Molecule: messenger RNA, 1034 nt
Organism: Mesoplodon densirostris (Blainville's beaked whale)
Lineage: Eukaryota; Metazoa; Chordata; Mammalia; Artiodactyla; Ziphiidae
Product: olfactory receptor 10A4-like
Biological process (GO): G protein-coupled receptor signaling pathway
Cellular component (GO): membrane
Molecular function (GO): olfactory receptor activity
Source: RefSeq, a predicted model, not a curated record
UGGUGGGGUUUGGCCCCCGGGAACGCUCCCUGUCGGCCGGGGAACCAGGCGCCCCCUGGUGUGGAGUGACCCGGCUGUCGGGUUUCUCUGAUGCUGCGUCAUUCGUCUUGUGGCCCGUAGGGCGCUGGCAAGGUCCGCCUUGUGUCGGCUAGAAAACCUCCAGUCAUCCAAUCACCUAACUGAUAAUUCGGGUGAUCUGCAAAAGAAGCUGGUGCCCUUUAUCACAAUAUUAAACUCCUACCUAGCCCACAUGUCGGAGAAGAUGAAAGAGGGAAGCUGGAUGGGAGCUGAUGGAGGUGUCGCCUGAACCACUGCCCCACCUCUACGAGGUGCUGGGGACGCUGAUCAUCCAAGACACAACCAUCUCCUUCCUUGGCUGUGCUACCCAGAUGUACUUCUUCUUCUUCUUUGGAGCUGCUGAGUGCUGCCUCCUGGCCACAAUGAGGUAUGACCGCUAUGUGGCCAUCUGUGACCCUUUGCACUACCCAGUCAUCAUGGGUCACAGGGCCUGUGCCCAGCUGGCAACUGCCUCCUAGUUCUCAGGAUUUCCAGUGGCUACUGUGCAAACCACAUGGAUUUUUAGCUUCCCUUUUUGUGGCCCCAACAAGGUGAACCAUUUUUUCUGUGACAACCUCCCUGUCAUUGCACUGGGCUGUGCUAAUACCUCUCUGUUUGAACUGGAGGCUCUGACAGCCUCUGUCCUAUUCAUCUUCUUCCCUUUCUUGUUGAUCCUGGGGUCCUAUGUCUGCAUCCUCUCCACUAUCUUCAGGAUGCCCUCAGCCAAGGGGAAGUGCAAAGGUUUCUCCACCUGUUCCUCCCACUUCCUGGUUGUCUCCCUCUUCUACAGCACUGCCAUCCUCACAUACUUCAGACCCCAGUCCAGCACCUCUCCUGUGAGCAAGAAGCUGCUGUCACUGUCCUACAAGGUGGUGACUCCCAUGUUGAACACCAUCAUCCACAACUUAAGAAAUAGUGAAGUAAAGACUGCACUGAGGUGGGCCAUCCACAGGACCUGGGACCCUCAGAAACUAUGA